Messenger RNA from Paracoccidioides lutzii Pb01, 903 nucleotides. Its product is annotated as 60S ribosomal protein L8. Gene Ontology annotation, biological process: ribosome biogenesis. Gene Ontology annotation, cellular component: ribonucleoprotein complex. The coding region runs from base 1 to 903 and encodes 300 amino acids. The record is from RefSeq and is a predicted model, not a curated record. The transcript has 4 exons.
AUGCACAUCCAAAACAUCCCUCAAAACCUCAACACACGAUUUCCUUUUCUUCUUCCCUCUUCUCCUCGUCCCCGCCAGCCAACGAAACCACGACAACCUCGACCAACGCCGAUAACAAUGCCUCCCAAAGGAAAGAAAGUCGCGGCCGCCCCCUUCCCCCAGGGAAAGGCUGGCUCUAAGAAGGCUCCCAAGAAUCCUCUUAUCGAGAAGCGCCCCCGCAACUUCGGCAUUGGCCAGGAUAUCCAACCAAAGCGCAACCUUUCGCGCAUGGUGAAAUGGCCUGAAUACGUCCGUCUCCAGCGCCAAAAGAAAAUCUUGAACCUCCGCCUCAAGGUCCCUCCCGCGAUCGCCCAAUUCCAAAACACUCUGGACCGCAACACCGCCGCCCAAGCCUUCAAGCUUCUGAACAAAUACCGCCCAGAAUCCAAGGCUGAGAAGAAGGAACGUCUCCUCAAGGAGGCCUCCGCUAUCGAGGCCGGCAAGAAAAAAGAGGACGUCAGCAAGAAGCCAUAUGCUGUGAAGUACGGUCUUAACCACGUUGUCGGCCUCAUUGAGAACAAGAAAGCUUCUCUCGUUCUCAUUCCCAACGAUGUUGAUCCUAUUGAACUCGUCGUCUUCCUUCCCGCCCUGUGCCGCAAGAUGGGUGUUCCAUAUGCCAUUAUCAAGGGCAAGGCUAGACUCGGAACUGUCGUCCACAAGAAGACUGCCGCCGUCCUUGCUCUGACUGAAGUCCGCUCUGAAGACAAAACUGAGCUCUCUAAGCUUAUCUCAGCCAUCAAGGAGGGAUACAGCGAUAAGUACGAGGAGAGCAAGCGCCACUGGGGUGGAGGUAUUAUGGGUGCCAAGGCCAAUGCCAGACAGACCAAGAGACGCAAGGCCGCCGAGAAUGCCAUCAAGCUCUAA